AUGCAACAACGUCGACGUCCACCUAUGACACUUUCACCUGUAGCUUUAAAUAAUAAUUUGAAUAGACCUAUACGUCAAACUAAUCGAAGUAUGCCAACACCAAUGAAUCAAUGUUUUGGUUGUUCUCAACCUAUGUAUAAUCAAUAUAUAUCAAAUGUUCUUGAUCAUUUAUGGCAUCCAGAUUGUGUUCGAUGUUUUGUAUGUCGAUGUUUACUUAAUGAACAAUGUUAUUCACGUGAAGGAAAACUUUAUUGUAAAGAUGAUUUUACAAAAAAAUAUAUUCAUCGUUGUUUUGCUUGUCAAAAUCUUGUUAAAUCCGAUGAAUUAAUUCGUCGUAUUCGUCUUGGUCGUAUAUAUCAUGCUGAAUGUUUUAUAUGUAUAAAAUGUAAAUGUACAUUACAAGAUAAUGAUAUAACAUCAUUAUUUAAAACAAAUGAUAUAUUAUUAAAUGAUCUUGAUUAUUUAUGUCAAACAUGUUCUAAUCAAGAUAAAUUAUUAAAUGAAAAUAUUUUAUUAACAAAUACAAAUGAAAAUAAAAUAAUUGAUUCAAAUACAAUCAAUGAAAAACUAUCAUCAUCAUCAUCUGAUAUACAACAAGAAGAAAAAUUAAUAACAAUUAAUAAUGAUAUAACAAAUAUUGAUAAUCAUAUUAAUAAUGAACAAGAAAAAAUGGAUAUUGAUGAAUCUUUAUCAACAAUAAAUAAAACAUUAAUAUCAUCUAUAAAAGAUAAAUCACCAUCACCAAAUUUAUCAAUUCCUAUUUUAUCAAAAUCAACAAAUCGACAAUCAAAAAUUCGUCAAAGUACAAGUAGUAAUGGUAGUAAACGUUCACCAGCUAAAACUAAAACAACAACAACAUCAGUGUCUCGUCAAAAACAGACUAUUGUUAAUGAAAGAAAAGGUCGUUCACCAGCAACAAGAUCAAAAUCAUCAACUAUUACAUCUACUAAUACUUCAACUGUUCAACGACGAUCAAGUAAUCGUCGUACGACAAAAACAACACGUUAUCGAAAACGAAGUUUUUCAAGUGGAAGUGAUGAUGAUGAAACUGAAGAUGAUGAUGAAGAAGAAGAUCACGAUAAUGCUGAUUUAACUGAAGAGAAUAAUAUUCAUGAUAAUGAACAAGAAAAUACUCAUUCACCUAAUGUUAAAACAAAAUCAUCAAAUAAUUCUGAUGAUAAAAAAUCUGAAUUAGAAUCUAAAUCAACAACAAUUAUUUCAUCAAUACCACCGCCAACAACAACAACAAAUCCAUCACUUAUAUCACAAACGAAAAUGUCUGAACCAUUAUCAUUACUUAGUGGUCUUGCAGCAAAUCCAAUGUCAAUAUCUUCAAUAAUGAAACCUGAUUUAACACCUAGUUUUAUGCCUCCAAAUUUUAAUCCAGCAUUUCCAACACCUUCACAAUUUUUACCACCAAAUUUUCCUUUACAAUCAAGACUUCCAAUGCCCCCACCACCAUCAUCAUCAUUAACUAAUACACAAGUUCAAUCUGGUCCUGUAACUGAUUCAAAUUCAGCUAAUACAUCUGAUACUGAUUCACUUGAUCGUUCAUCAAGUCCAUCACAAAUGGAUAUAUCAACAAAUGUUGAACCAGGUACACCAGCACGUCCUAUAACACCAACAAAAAAUUCACGUCAAACAACAACAACACAAAAACCAUCGGCACUUUCUUCAUUACUUGAAUUUGGUACAAUACCAUCAUCAAAUCUUAAUGAUAUACGUUCAAAUAAUACUUCAACAAAUCCAUUUCCAUUUCCAUUUGUUACACCUGGUCCUGGUGUACCAUUUUCACCACAAGCAGCUGCUGGUAUGGCAACAUUUUAUCGUCCACCAUUUGGUGUACCAUCAACAAAUUUACCACUUGAUAUGACACAAACAAAUUCGAAUAUAUCAAAAAAAAAAUCGGAUUUAAUUGAUAAUAAUGAAAUUAUUUCACAAAAUUUACUUGAUGAUUCAUCAUUAACAUCAUCACCAAAAAAGAAAAUAACAAAAACAAAUUCACGUAAAAAAACAAAAAUAGAUAAUGAAAAUGGUAUUGAUGAAGAUAAUAUAUCAUCACCACCACCACCACCAUCAUCAUCACAAACAAAUAAAAAAAAGAAAAAACGAAAAUCUAAUAUAACAGAUACUAAUAAUAUAAAUGAUAAUGAUGAAACAAAAAUUACAAAUGGUAAUACAAAUAAUCAUUCACAUAAUCUUCUUGCUCAAAUGGGUCUAUUAAAUGCUUCAUUUAUGUCAUCACUUCCACCACCACCACCACCACCAUCAUCAACAAAUGGUAAAACAUCAACAACAAAUUCUCAACAAGCACAAUUAGCUGCAAUGUAUUCAAUGGCACCACAUUUUGCUGCAUAUAAUGCAUUUCAAGGUGCUUUUAAUCCAGCUUUUGCUGCAGCUGCUUAUGCUAGUGGAUAUCCAACUCCUUAUGGAUUUCAUCCAGCAUUUACUGCAUCAUCUCCUGGUCAACCAUUUCCAUUUAUGUCACCAACAUCUUCAUCAAAUGUACCAUCAUUAAAUAAUACAUCAACAAAUGAAGAUAAAACAUCAUCUAUUAUUGUACCUGAAACACGACCAUCAAAAUCACGAAAAAAAAGUACUACUAAUGGUGAAAAAAAAAAAUCAACAACUCCUCGAUCAAAUAAGAAAAAAUCUAUAGAACAAACUCCAUCUAUAGAACUUCCUAUAUCAACAGAAAAUGAAUCAAUAAUAACAACAACAAUAUCAUCAACAGAUAUAAUUCCACCAAUAUCGGAAACAAAUAAACGACGUAUAAGUAGUACAGAAAGUGAAGAUUUUGAUGAACAACAACCAACAAAUGGUAAAUCAGGUAAUGAAUCUGAUGGUUCAAUAGAUGAUGGUGAUCGAUCAUUUAAUACUCUUCCAUCUACAUCAUCUUUAACAGCACCUGAAAAAAAAAGUGCUCGUACAACAAUUAAACCACAACAAUUAGAAAUUUUAUGUAAAGCAUUUGAUUCAUGUUCAAAACCAAAUAAAACUCAACGUGAACAAUUAGUUGCUGAUACUGGUCUUAGUCUACGUGUUAUACAAGUUUGGUUUCAAAAUAGACGUUCAAAAGAACGUAAAGGAGGAAAAUCAUCAAAAGAAAAAGAAACACCAUUAGAUGAUGAUGAACCAGGUGAAGAUUCUCAAUCAUCACUUCCACCACCAACAACAACAACAUCAGAAUCAAUUUCUAUUACUAAUACAGAAAUCUAA
Molecule: messenger RNA, 3219 nt
Organism: Rotaria sp. Silwood1
Lineage: Eukaryota; Metazoa; Rotifera; Eurotatoria; Philodinida; Philodinidae
Source: the annotation of a GenBank genome assembly